Molecule: messenger RNA, 1778 nt
Organism: Boeremia exigua
Lineage: Eukaryota; Fungi; Ascomycota; Dothideomycetes; Pleosporales; Didymellaceae
Exons: 4
Coding region: 202-1446 (414 amino acids)
Source: RefSeq, a predicted model, not a curated record
UGCUCCGGCCAAGCGGUCCAAGAAUUCGGGCAUCAGCGUACCCCUGCGCUGGGAAUGGCUGUGAACCUGGGUAGGAUGCAGGGCGAAGAAGAGGACGCGGAUCUGCUGCUUGCGGGUCUGCAUCUUACUCAAAUCCACCUCGGCCAGCUGACGUGAGUCCUACAGCCUCGUUGGUAACCUUCGAGUCACUCUCCAUCAGCCAUGGCUGGAGACGUUAUUCAACCACCAUACACGAUUACAGAACAUGAUAAACGCGGAUUGAUCGCCGUUACAGCAGGAUGUACCUUGGCCUUCGUUUGGGUGUGCUUUAUCAUUCGAUUAUGGCUUCGCACGCAGGUUAGGGAGUGGAGGUCCGACGAUUACUUCCUAGCAGCAGCGACAUUCCUAGAAACUAUACAGACCGGUGUUAUAUUCAACCUCAUCCACUUGGGCCUAGGUGGUCCCCAGGAAGAAAUUCCUCGAGAACAACUGGAAGUCAUCGGCAAGCAAGGGUUCGCCUCACAGAUCCUCUACAUCCUCACCAUAUGGACCACCAAAUCUUCCAUUUUGCUAUUGUACAUGCGGUUAUCGCCGAGCGGUACUCACAAACUUGCAUCAUGGACGAUGCUGGCGGCCUCUGCCAUCUGGGCAAUCGCUUCCGUCGUACUUGUAUCGGUUCCGUGCAAUCCCGCGCAGUUCUACACAAGCCAACCUGGAGAGUGCACUGAUAUGUGGCCCAAAUGGCAGGCUAUCACAGCCCUUGAUAUCAGCACUGAAGGACUGAUCUUUUGCAUUGCUCUCCAACUUGUGUGGUCGCUGCACAUGCGAUGGCAAGCCAAAUUCCUUGUUAUUUUCGCCUUCUCCGCACGACUUCCAGUUAUCAUGAUCGCAGCAGUUCGACUCUACUACUUCCGGGAAGCGAUCUUCGACACAAACGUCACUUAUGCCAGCAGCUUCUACUUGGUCGCCAACCAGUGGCAGAUGAGCUACGCCAUUAUCUCACUGACGAUCACUGGCAUGGGUCCUUUCUUACGCCCCUUCAAUAAGGACCCGAUGAUGAGCUAUGUGGCCAAACGGUACGCGAGGAAUGGCGACGUGAUUGGGUCCCACUCUGGAGGGUCUCAACCGAGCUACCAGAUGAGUCGACUUGACCUCGAGGAGAACAGACCAGCAGCAGCACCAGUGCGGAUGCGCCAACGCAGCCUCUGCCCGAUGUCGUCAAAAGCCCCUUCUCCUGAACCCGGUCAGGUCUCGCCCACGUCGCAGACAUCUAUCAUCGGAGCGGCGGAGCCGCCGACAUUCCGUCCGCCGCACGAAGGUCUCAAACAUGAUGCCGAGGUCUGGGUCGGCAACCGCUCAUCGAGUGUACGAGAAACGGAUGACGUGUUCAGACACAUGAGUGACGAGACUCGCUUGGUCAUUACGAAGAAGACGGAAAUGAAGGUAGAGAGCGGCAGGGCCGACUGAGUCCAGUGAUUUCAACGCAAGCCGUUGUGCGCCUACUUUGCUAUGGAUGGAUACCCCCUGCGUACUGUUUAGUGUAUUUCUAGCGUACACGAAUGGAUUCUAGAACCACAUGAAGAUGACAAUGAGAGACGUUGAUGAUCAUUUGCAAGGCUGGCGAUACGGACCGACUCACCAUGUGUCUGCUUCCCAUGUGAUCGACAAGCUUAGCGGCACGUUCGACCAAGAUCCUACCAUCCGUGCCACGGGUACGCGGCUGUCCAUGACUCGUUCUUGUGGUUAAAGCCCUUCGCUUCCGCCUUCCUCGCCUCGCCCUGGUGGGUGCAGUAGCCCGA